Molecule: messenger RNA, 4007 nt
Organism: Astyanax mexicanus (Mexican tetra)
Lineage: Eukaryota; Metazoa; Chordata; Actinopteri; Characiformes; Acestrorhamphidae
Gene: gnl1
Product: guanine nucleotide binding protein-like 1
Exons: 12
Coding region: 151-1941 (596 amino acids)
Molecular function (GO): GTPase activity; GTP binding
Source: RefSeq, a predicted model, not a curated record
UCUGGCGUCGUAGGGAAAAGUAGGCAGCUAGCAUGUGCAGAGUGGCGGAGAAACUUCAUCCGCCGUGAAUAAACACACAACUACGGCCAAACUACAGCUUUAAACUACAGAAAAGUGGAGUAUCUCGUUGUUUAGGCUUUCUGGGAGAACAUGCCACGGAGGAAGCCGUUCAGUAACAAGCAGAAAAAGAAGCAGCUCCAGGUGAAGCGGGAGAGAAAGCGGGGUGAUCCAGGCUCGGGUCAGAGCAGCCGGAACGCGAGCGUGGAAAGAGGGGUGAGACGGGACAGACAGUCGGACACGUCAGACAGCGAGACCACAGACAUCAGGAGGAUCAACCAGCAGCCUGGCACCAGAGACGGACGAUAUGACCCCAACAGAUUCCGGCUCCACUUUGAGAAGGAGAGUAAGGACGAAGUGGAGAGGAGGAAGAGGAUGGCUCAGGAGAGAAUACUGCAGCCUGUUCCUGAGAGAGAACUAGAGAUGGACAUAAACCAAAUCUACCCUGAGGAGCAAGGGCUGGAUUUCCCUCGGAGACCCUCGUGGCAUUAUGGGAUGCAGAGAGAGGAGCUCCUGAGGAAGGAGGAGAGGUCGUUUCGGGAGUUUCUGGAGAAUCUUCACUCCAGGAACCCUCCUGAAACCCUGAGCCACUUCGAACACAAUCUAGAGACAUGGAGGCAGCUGUGGAGAGUGCUGGAGAUGUCCGACGUCAUUCUUCUCAUAGUAGAUAUCCGACACCCUGUGCUGCAGUUUCCUCCCGCUCUGUAUCACUACAUCACAGGUCCGCUGAAGAAGCAGGUAGUCCUGGUGCUGAAUAAGAUUGACCUGUGUCCCGCCUCACUAGUACUGGCAUGGAAGCACUACAUGACCGAGCACUUUCCUCACCUGCACUGUGUCUGCUUCACCUCCCACCCGGGACAGCCCUACAGCACCUUGCUGCAGAAAAAGAGGAUGAGGAGGAAGUGUGGGUGGAGCCAAGCGGGAGGACCAAUCCAUAUUAUGAGGGCGUGUCAAGAGAUCACAGCAGGAAAAGUUGAUCUGAGUAGCUGGGAGAGUAAGAUACAGAAGGAUGCAGUUGCCAUGGGAACAGGAGCGGACUGGCCUGACGACGGGGCAGAGAGCGUGCUGAUGGAGCACCACAGUGAUACUGCAUUAGAAAUGAGCAGCUUCUCACAGGAACUUUAUAAAGAUGGAGUUCUCACAUUAGGAUGCAUAGGUUUUCCUAACGUAGGAAAGUCUUCAGUGCUGAAUAGUCUGGUUGGGAGGAAGGUGGUGAGCGUCUCUCGGACUCCAGGACACACCAAGUAUUUCCAGACGUACUACCUCACCCCCACUGUUAAACUGUGCGACUGUCCCGGACUCGUCUUUCCCUCUCGAGUCAACAAACAACUCCAGAUCGUGGCUGGUAUUUACCCGGUGUCUCAGCUGCAGGAACCGUACAGCUCAGUGGGAUUUCUGUGUGAGCGAACUCCAUUCCUCUCAGUCCUGAAGCUCACGCACCCUGAGCACAGCCCCGGCUCACAAGAGCCUCACGACUGGACCGCCUGGGACGUGUGUGAAGCGUGGGCGGAGAGGAGAGGGUAUAAAACGGCGAAGGCGGCGCGGAACGAUGUGUAUCGAGCAGCUAACAGUCUGCUGCGACUCGCUAUAGACGGACGCCUCUGCAUGAGCCUGCGACCGCCGGGAUACACACAGAACAAAGAUCAGUGGGAAUCUCAUCCAGAGCUGCCGGAUAUCGUGGCUCUUCAGGGCCGAAGACCCGAGGAUGAGGAGAGCAGCGAGGAGAGCAGCUCGGAGCCGGAGGACGAGGACGACCGAGACGCAGACGACGACGAGGACGGAGACGGAGACGACGAAGACGAGAGCGUGAGAUCCGACAGAAAGAGCAAAGGAGGAUUCACUCUCAACAUGUUCGGGGUUCUGGGGGAGAACGAGUGCGAGUGAGGGAUCAGCACCCUUCUGUCUGCUGCUGUCAUCCCUCGUUCAUCUCCGUCAGCUACAUUCCGCCUCCUCUCAUCACCGCUCGUUUCACCAUUUCAGGAACCAGGAGCACGACUGUACUUUCCACUGGUGACAAACAUGGACCAACACACACACACACACACACACACACACUGUACAAUCAUCAAGUGCUACACCCGAACUCCAACCUGUUUCUUGCUGCAGUUUAAAGCAAGGCCCAAUCCCAUUUCACACCUUGGUACGUUAGGGGGGUAGGAAUUGGGCGUGUUAGCCUUUCAUACGGUGAGUUUUCAGAUGCACACUUCAAACCGAGGGGUUUUAUGAGAGUCACUGGUAAGAAACCCACAAAUUUAAGUAUUUUCCUUGUUAAAAGUGAUGAUUAGCACUUUUGUAUUACCAUAGUCUAAUGUGUGGUUUCAAUAUUUAAUGGCCAAAUUCUUCAUAACAAGCAUAAAAAAGCUCACAAGUAGUAAUUUUGUCUCAGUAGCUAGCUAACUAGUUUAUCUAACUUUCCCAUUCCACCUUAAAUGGUGCAAUACACAGCAGGGGCUGCAUUUAGGGCAUUACAGGAAAAAAAGCAAAUCGAAGCUGAUUUCUGAAUUCUUUCUAACAAGCAUAAAAAGGAUCACUAUUAGCUUGUCUUAGUAGCUGGCUAGCUUAUCUAAUAAUACUUUAUAGAGAAUUACUGGUAAGAAAACCCACAAAUUUCAGUAUUUUCCUUGUUAAAAGUGACAGUUAGCACUUUAUAUUAACUUACAUUUAAAGUGUAUUUCUAAUGUUUUAUGGCCGUAUUCUUCAUAACGAGCUUAAAAAAAGAUCGCUAGUAGUAGUUUGUAGUCUCAGUCGCUAGCUAACUAACUUUCCCAUUCCACCUUAAAUGGUGCAAAAGAUGGCAGGAGCUGCAGCAUUUAAGGUGGAACGGAAAAAUAAAAUACAAUAAAAUAAAAGCGAAUCAAAGUUCUGAAUUCUUCACAACAAGCAUAUAAUAAGCUUGUCUUAGUAGCUGGCUAGCUAAUUAACUUUCCCGUUCCACCUUAAAUGGUGCAACAGACAGGAGGGGAUGCAGCAUUUGAGGCGGAAUGGAAAAAUUAAAUAAAUAAAAUUAAAUAAAAGCUAAUCAAAGCAAAUUAAUUAGUACACUUAACAAUACUUGUUAUUAUGAGAAUCACUUGUCAGAAACCCACACAUAUAAUAAAGAUCGCUAGUAGUAAUCUGUCUCAAUAGCUAGCUAACUAGCUUAUCUAACGUUCCCGUUCCACCUUAAAUGGUGAAACAGACCCAGGGGCUGCAGCGUUUAAGGCGGAAUGGAAAAAUAAGCUAAAGCUAAUUUCAGCUCUCCUUCAAAAGAGGAAUUAAGAAAUGGAAAAUAAUAAUUAAUUUCUGCACCAAAUACCUCCCCCAACUUUCUGAAGACAUAUAAUAAAGUUAAAUAUAGUUAAUAUAGUUAUAGUUGGUUUCUUAAUUUUUAGAGGGAGUAUUUCACCCCUUCCCCUUCUACUAACUCUGUUCCAAUGGGAAAGAGGGGGUAGGGGUAAGUGGUGAAAUGUGAUUGGGCCCAAGUGUGCCUCUGUACCCUUAGAGCCAGAAACUCUCACGAGAUUUUAGUUUUAGUAUCAUUACUUAAAAAAAAAAAAGAAAAAGAAAAAAAAAUCAUUUCAUUUGAGUUUUUCUUUCUUUUUUUCACGAACAAGAAAUGCAAUCUCGAUCUUGUUUGAGAGGUUUGCGAAGGCAGAUUGAAUGUUAUUGCGGGGCGCGAGUGCACAGACAGUAUUAUUCAUUUGUUACAGAUGAGUACAAUCAUAGAUUGAUUAAGAAUCUGAGCUCGCUGCUUUAUUGCCAAAGGCCACCGUGCGGUCAAACAUGCAUUGAGACGAGAGAGAGAGAGAGGGUUGCGGCGCGAGAGCCUCACACCUGCAUGCAGCACUGGAGGCGCGAGAGUAAAUAAAAGCAAGCCGUGAUAUAAGAGAUGCUGUAGAUCAAAGCAGAGAAGCUACAGAAGUAGGAGAUGGAGAGGAGUGGAGAUCUGAAGAAAGUUUUUUUUUUUUUUU